UUGUGUGCCACGGCACUGACUCGGCUCACAGAACAGACAGCCCGGCGGCUCACUGCGCAUGCGCGCAUCCUAACCGCUGGUCCCUGAGCUUGUGCGCUGAGGGUCAGUAGUUACGGAAGUGCUCAGGCCAGUAAGGAUGUCGACGAGCCGCUCAGGGAACGACCACUACAACCCCAUCAACCCCUCAGGAGGGACAAAACGGCCCCGGGCAGAGUCGGGCAACAAAGUGACGGUGGUGCUGGGAGCCCAGUGGGGAGAUGAGGGGAAGGGGAAAGUGGUGGACCUGCUGGCCACGGAGUCUGAUAUCGUGUGCAGAUGUCAGGGAGGAAAUAAUGCAGGUCACACAGUAGUGGUCGAAGGAACAGAGUAUGACUUUCAUCUCCUCCCUAGUGGUAUCAUCAACACCAAAUGUAUAUCACUCAUUGGUAAUGGUGUAGUUGUUCAUCUUCCAGGCCUUUUUGAAGAAAUUGACAAAAAUGAGAAGAAAGGCUUGAAAGGAUGGGAGAAAAGACUCGUCAUCUCUGAUAGAGCUCACAUAGUUUUUGAUUUCCAUCAAGCUGUGGAUGGAAUGCAAGAAGUGCAGAGACAAGCACAGGAAGGGAAGAACAUAGGAACGACCAAGAAAGGCAUUGGACCAACGUACGCAUGCAAGGCAUCCCGAACCGGACUUCGCAUCUGUGACCUGCUAGCAGAUUUUACAGAGUUUUCCACCAAGUUCAAAAACCUGGCACAGCAGUACCAGUCCAUGUAUCCCGCUCUUAAACUGGAUGUUGAAGGUGAACUAAAAAAACUAAAGGAUUAUGCAGAGAGAAUCAGACCCAUGGUAAGGGACGGAGUAUAUUUUAUGUAUGAUGCUAUUCACGGACCGCUGAAGAAAAUUCUUGUGGAGGGGGCAAAUGCUGCUCUGCUAGACAUUGACUUUGGAACGUAUCCAUUUGUGACAUCAUCCAACUGCACCGCUGGUGGUGUGUGCACUGGCCUUGGCAUUCCUCCAGCGAAUAUUGGAGAUGUGUAUGGGGUAUCAAAAGCUUACACCACUAGAGUGGGCAUUGGAGCCUUCCCAACAGAACAACUCAAUGUUGUCGGGGAGCUGUUACAGACACGAGGUCAUGAAGUUGGUGUUACGACAGGCAGGAAAAGACGCUGCGGGUGGCUGGACCUGGUCAUCCUUAGAUAUGCUCACAUGAUCAACGGCUUCACCGCAAUUGCUUUGACUAAACUAGACAUUCUUGAUGUGCUUGAUGAGAUUAAAGUGGGUGUCGCCUACAAACUCAAUGGCAAACGAAUUCCUCAUUUCCCAGCUAAUAUGGAGGUACUACAGAAGGUUGAAGUGGAGUAUGAGACGCUGCCUGGUUGGAAGACAGAUACUUCAGCAGCCAGGAAGUGGAAUGAUCUGCCCCCUAAAGCCCAGAACUACAUCCGCUUUGUGGAGAAUCACAUCGGUGUACCUAUUAAGUGGGUGGGCGUAGGCAAGUCCAGAGAAUGCAUGAUACAGAUGUUCUAGAGCGUGUGUCCUCCAGUGACAUCUGGAGUCAAUCAACAACGCGCCAUCCUCUCAGGAAACCCAUGACAAUUAUAUGAAUUUCUGUCACGGCAAAUGGAUUAGCAUUCACAAAUGCUGUGUUUAGAUGCAAGACCUGUUGUUAAGACAAGUGGAAUUUUGCCUCAACAACUGACACUGAAAAUUAGUAAAUGUUAAUAAUUAUUAAUAAAUUUAUUUUAAAAACGA
Molecule: messenger RNA, 1729 nt
Organism: Neoarius graeffei (lesser salmon catfish)
Lineage: Eukaryota; Metazoa; Chordata; Actinopteri; Siluriformes; Ariidae
Gene: adss1
Product: adenylosuccinate synthase 1
Exons: 13
Coding region: 137-1504 (455 amino acids)
Biological process (GO): 'de novo' AMP biosynthetic process; IMP metabolic process
Cellular component (GO): cytoplasm
Molecular function (GO): GTP binding; adenylosuccinate synthase activity
Source: RefSeq, a predicted model, not a curated record